AUGGCAGCCACCGAGUUACAAACACUCUUAUUCAUCUUCACUUCUGAAAGCUGGUUCUAUGGUGGUGGAACAGCCUUUGUUUGUUUCUUUUAUAAUGGUGAAGGGGAGAUUUUUUUUGACGGCGGGGAGCAACUCUAUAAAUUUGCGAAGUUGUUUAAAUUGAAGACUCUUAAUCUCAACGCUCUCGAGCAAACAAUCUGCAUUCGCUAA
This is a messenger RNA of Penicillium cosmopolitanum, 210 nucleotides long. RefSeq lists its product as uncharacterized. The record is from RefSeq and is a predicted model, not a curated record. The transcript has 2 exons. Lineage: Eukaryota; Fungi; Ascomycota; Eurotiomycetes; Eurotiales; Aspergillaceae. The coding region runs from base 1 to 210 and encodes 69 amino acids.